This is a messenger RNA of Cariama cristata (Red-legged seriema), 1322 nucleotides long. Its product is annotated as disks large homolog 5-like. The record is from RefSeq and is a predicted model, not a curated record. The annotation marks the transcript as partial. The transcript has 5 exons. NCBI's taxonomy places the organism in Eukaryota, Metazoa, Chordata, Aves, Cariamiformes, Cariamidae.
AUUCUGCAAGUCUGGCAUAUCAGCGUGUACAGAAGGUGGACUGUACCUCUCCUAGGCCUGUCCUUAUUCUAGGACCUUUACUUGAUGCUGUGAAAGACAUGUUGGUCAAAGAAUCCCCUGGAAAAUUUUGCAGAUGUCCUCUUGAGGUUAUGAAAGCUUCCCAACAAGCAAUUGAACGGGGUGUGAAGGAUUGUCUGUUUAUUGAUUAUAAACGAAGGAGUGGACAUUUUGAUGUGACAACCGUAGCUUCAAUAAAAGAGAUAACAGAAAAGGAUUGUCAUUGUCUGCUUGACAUCGCUCCUCAUGCCAUCGAACGGCUCCACAGUGUUCAUAUCUACCCUAUUGUAAUUUUUAUUCGCUACAAAAAUGCUAAACAAAUCAAAGAGCAAAAAGACCCAAUCUUCCUGAGGGACAAAGUUACACAAAAACAUUCCAAAGAACAGUUUGAGACAGCUCAAAAAAUAGAACAAGAGUAUAGCAAGUACUUUACAGGCAUUGUCCAGGGAGGAGCCCUUUCAAGCAUUUGCACUCAGAUUAUGACAACUGUCGAUCAAGAGCAAAACAAAGUCCUGUGGAUCCCAGCUGGCCCACUGUAGAUGUAUUUCGCUGCAAAACUACUUUGCAGAUGUAAAUAACCAACUAACUUUCUAUCCAAUGGACUCUGUCCUUUUCUGUCUUUAUAAAGAUAUCCGUAAGUGAUUUCCGUUUCAUGAAGGGGAAUGAUAACACGUAACACGCAAGGACACAACAAGGCAUGUGGAAAGGGGUAGAUCACUUCACUAAGCUUGUCUCUUAUAUCACACGUGUACACUUGACAGGUUGUCACGAGGGGUUGCGACCUGCCUGUAUUUGUCCAUGAGUAAUGAAUUUAACAAUGCUGCAAAACCCUGUAGAAUGACAAGUUUACAAAAACCUUUUCGAAGUAUUUGGUUGUUGCUGUUUACUUGAAUGUCUUCUGUUUUGUUUUUUGUUUUCUUUUUUUUUAACUCUGUGUCCGUUCACUUAAUGAGGUAACUCUCAAAAAACAGAGUGAAUUGUCUGAAUAUGAGCGAAUGGUGUAUGCGCAAUGUGACUCUUAGUACAAUUUUGACUGUUUCUAAGAACAUUGUUGACUUGACAACCAGGUAAUAACGUGGGAUUGAAUCGGUACGUCUUGGGAGUAAGUUCAGAAAGAAGUACACUCCUCUUACAGGGCAGACCACUGUUUGUAUCCUGUCAACACUUGUCUGUCAAAGACACCGUUUUUUGUUUUAUGCAUGAAUCUAAUAUUUAAAUGUCAUAAUAUAUCUGAACAAUCCAAGCUUAAUGUGUGUUGAGAAAUA